Pteronotus mesoamericanus is the source of this 1418-nucleotide messenger RNA. RefSeq names its product eukaryotic translation initiation factor 4A1 (gene EIF4A1). The transcript has 11 exons. Gene Ontology annotation, molecular function: ATP binding; RNA helicase activity; RNA binding. The record is from RefSeq and is a predicted model, not a curated record. NCBI's taxonomy places the organism in Eukaryota, Metazoa, Chordata, Mammalia, Chiroptera, Mormoopidae. Bases 36 to 1256 code for a protein of 406 amino acids.
GAUAGGCGGGCACUCCGCCCUAGUUUCUAAGGAUCAUGUCUGCGAGUCAGGAUUCCCGAUCCAGAGACAAUGGCCCCGAUGGAAUGGAGCCUGAAGGCGUCAUCGAGAGUAACUGGAAUGAGAUUGUUGACAGCUUCGAUGAUAUGAACCUCUCAGAGUCCCUCCUCCGUGGCAUCUAUGCCUAUGGUUUUGAGAAGCCCUCUGCCAUCCAGCAGCGAGCUAUUCUUCCUUGUAUCAAGGGUUAUGAUGUGAUCGCUCAAGCCCAAUCUGGGACAGGAAAAACAGCCACUUUUGCCAUAUCAAUUCUGCAACAGAUUGAAUUGGACCUAAAGGCCACCCAGGCCUUGGUCCUGGCACCCACUAGAGAAUUGGCACAGCAGAUACAGAAGGUAGUCAUGGCUUUAGGAGAUUACAUGGGUGCUUCCUGCCAUGCCUGCAUUGGAGGUACCAAUGUGCGUGCUGAGGUGCAGAAGCUGCAGAUGGAAGCUCCUCAUAUCAUUGUGGGCACCCCAGGCCGUGUGUUUGAUAUGCUUAACCGCAGAUACUUGUCUCCCAAAUACAUCAAGAUGUUUGUACUGGAUGAAGCUGACGAAAUGUUAAGUCGUGGAUUCAAGGACCAGAUCUAUGACAUAUUCCAAAAGCUCAAUAGCAACACCCAGGUGGUUUUGCUGUCGGCUACAAUGCCCUCCGAUGUGCUUGAGGUGACCAAGAAGUUCAUGAGGGACCCUAUUCGGAUUCUUGUCAAGAAGGAAGAGUUGACUCUGGAGGGUAUCCGCCAGUUCUACAUCAAUGUGGAACGAGAGGAGUGGAAGCUGGACACACUGUGUGACCUGUAUGAAACCCUCACCAUCACCCAGGCAGUCAUCUUCAUCAACACUCGAAGAAAGGUUGAUUGGCUCACUGAGAAGAUGCACGCCCGGGACUUCACCGUCUCUGCCAUGCAUGGAGAUAUGGACCAAAAGGAACGAGAUGUAAUCAUGAGGGAGUUUCGCUCUGGCUCUAGCAGAGUAUUGAUUACCACUGACCUUCUGGCCAGAGGCAUUGAUGUGCAGCAGGUUUCUUUAGUCAUCAACUAUGAUCUUCCCACCAACAGGGAAAACUAUAUCCACAGAAUCGGUCGGGGUGGACGUUUUGGCCGUAAGGGUGUGGCUAUUAAUAUGGUGACAGAAGAAGACAAGAGGACUCUUCGAGACAUUGAAACCUUCUACAACACUUCCAUUGAGGAGAUGCCCCUCAAUGUUGCUGACCUCAUCUGAGAGGGGCUGGCCUGCCACCUCACCCCAGCCAGGGUUCAGUCCUUGUGGGGCUGAGGAGGAGCCGGAGGGGGGAGGGAAGGGAGCCAAGGGAUGGACAUCUUGUCAUUUUUUUUUUCUUUUUUUUCCUUUGAAUAAAUGUCACUUUUUGAGGCAAAGAAGGAA